UCCUGCCUGCUGCUCUCGGUGGGGGGAGGGUUAAGUGAAAGAACAGCGAGUGUCCGGGGAUACAAUGCAUCUUCAAUAGAAUCGGAAUUCCAAUGAAAACCCGCUGAAACCGACACGCGCUUUAAUAGCUGCGUCUGCUCCUUAUUUAUCAUUUUAUAUCAUGUACACGAGAUUGUUUAAUCUGGUAGCCGAAGGUUUAUGUACAUUUUAACAGAAUUCUCUCAAUUUCCAGUUACAAUAUUAUUGCCUUCCUUGACUUUGUCUUCUACAUUCCAAUCUGUUCACCUGAUUAAUGAUCUGGACUCAAGUUAUAUCUGUAUCAAUCUGAAUUAAACCCGCCCUAUACAGUAACCCCACUCUACACGGUGGAUGUACACAGGGACUGUUUGCUUUGGGGCAUGUCUCGGUACAGUCCCAGUACACAGCGCUGAACUUGUAAGCAGCGCGUUUGCAUUGCUUGUGAGGAGGUUGGCUGCUGUGGGAGCGUCGUUGCUAAGCAGGCUAGUGCGUGGAAGAGCCUGUUGAUUCAACAAGGAGGAAGCGCGACAUUGCGCUUGGACGGCUUUGCACGCCGAGUUCAAUUUGAAACGCGUAUUAUAAUGAUGGUUAUUAUUACCCGCCUGGAAGCAGAAUUUACUGGGCUCCGUGGAAUGAGUGGACCGUCGUGUCUGUGAAUGUGAACGCGCGCAUGGUGGUGCUGUGCUAUGGGAUGGACGGAGCCCAGCUGGAUGAGUACGAGGUUCGAUUGAAGGAAGUCUUCGACGGUUUCGACGGCAGCGGCUCGGGAUCCCUGUGCCAGGAGGAGCUCUCGGACCUGUGCCAGGCUCUGCAUCUGGAGGAGGCAGCACCGGCACUGCUGAGGGAACUGGUGCAGGAGGGCAACCCGUCGGACAGGGUUCCUUUCGAGCAGUUUAAGGACGCGCUGAUCCUCGUGUUGUCAACGACGCUAGGAGGGCAUCCGUCGAGUGAAGAGAACAGCCAGGAGCCAGACUCGUCAGAGGCUAACCCCAAGUUCGUGAAGGACGGGAAACGAUACGGCCGUCGCUCGCUCCCCGAGUUCGGAGAGUCUAUAGAAGGGUUUGCUGAGGUCAGCGAGACCGAGCCCGUCGCCCCAGAAGAGAAUCCCCAAAACACCCCCACCUGGGACGGGUGCGAGCCCUGGAAGACAUCCACGCAAUACAGUGAGGAGUAUGAGGCUGAAGGUCAGCUGCGGCUCUGGAACCCCGAUGACCCUGGCACGCCCCGCGGGGGGCAGCCCCCCUCCCCGGACUGGCUGGAGGAGCGGCUGGGGGCUGUCUGUGAAGAGCUGGGGGUGUCUCGUCACGGCUGUGCAAGCUGCAGGCAGCUGAUCUCGAUGUGCGAGCAGCUGGGACUGGAGUUGCAGGGGCUGGACGAUGUUUUUACAAAUCUGAACCCUGACAGGAUGAUGAGUGUCCAGGACUUCAUUUCUGGGGUUCUGAGGAACGGGACGCCCCCCACCCCCUCCGCCUCCACCCCCUACCGGCAGCUCAAGAGACACCUCUCCACACAGCCGUUUGACGAGAGCGGCAGGCGCACGGCCACCCCCUCGGUGAUGACCAGCACCAUCGCUCUGCGGCUCUUCUCGGGGCUGGACGACGGCUCGGGCUACACCACCGCUGAGCGGCUGCUGGACGCCUGGCAGGAGGAGGGCAUCGACAACUGCCAUGAGAUACUGCAGGCCCUGGAUUUCAGUCUGGACGGGAAGGUGAAUCUGAGUGAGCUGACGAUCGCGCUGGAGAAUGAGCUCCAAAUCACCAAGAAUGGGAUUCACCAGGCGGUGCUGGCCAGCUUCAAGAGUGAGAUCCGCCACCUGCUGGAGCGAGUGGACCGCGAGAUGAGGGAAAAGGGGAAGCUGCGCUCCGACCUGGACAAGGCUGACCGGCUCAAGACACAGAUGGCCACCGAGAUGGACGAACACCACCUCGCCAUCGAGCGUCUCAACGACAGCAACCUCAGGAAGCUGGAGCAGGAGUACCGGGACAGGCUGGCCGCAGUGAAAGCCGAGCUGACGAGAGACCGGGACCAGAUCCAGCAGCAAGCCAGCAAGCAGAGGUCUGAGCUGGAGAGGGAGGUGGAGAAGGUGAAGGAGGAGGAGCUGUACCUGCGAGACCGCCUCUCACUUGCACACAAGGAGAACAUGCGUCUGGAGGCAGAGCUGCUGGAGAUCACAGAGAAGCUGGUGGAAAGCGAGAACCUGGCCAGCAAGCUGCAGAGCAACCUGGAUAACAUCCUCCAAGAGAAGUUUGGUGAUCUGGACCCGGGCAGCGCAGAGUUUUUCUUGCAGGAGGAGCGAUUCAAACGCAUGCGGAGCGAGUGUGAGCAGCAGUGCAGGGAGCUGCAGGACCGUAUUGACGAGCUGCAGGCUGAGCUGGAGGAGUACUCCGCGCUGGGCAGGACAUCCCGCCCCUCCCUCGGACUGUCCCUGACCGAGGAGUUUGACAGCAAGAGCGGCGUUGGUGUGGAGUCAGACCCUGGUCUGGGUUUGGAGGAGGGUCAUCCCUUCAACAUGAGUCUGGAGGCAGAGAUGCUGGUGGAGCAGCUGAAGGAUCAGCACCAGCAGGACAUGGCGAGCGUGAGAGCCGAGCUGCAGAGCAAGGUCAGUGAGCACGAGCAGCAGGUGGAGGAGCUGAAAGCCGGCCACGCUCAGGAGCAGAGGGCGCUGGAGCAGCGGUGCCGGGAGGAGGUGGGCCGGGUCCAGAACCAAGUGCACGAGCUGCAGAGCCAGCUGGAAACCCUGGAGAAGGAGUGCGAGAGAGCGGAGCGGCUUCACAUCGAGGAGAGGGCGGAGCUGGAGCGGGUGCGAGGGGAGGAGAAGAGCCAGGCCCAGGCCAAGGCCUCCGAGCUGCAGGUCAGAGUGGAAGCCCUGGAGAGCGAGUGUGAGCGAGGAGAGGAGGAGAGGCGGGAGCUGGAGAGGCGGCACGCGGAGGAGCAAGCCAGGCUGGAGGAGACCCUGCAGGAACGAGUGCAGGAGGAGCGCGAGAGGAAGCGGGUGGAGCUGGAGGAACGAGAGGAGGAGCUUGCGGAGUUGUUUGAGCAGGAGCGAUGCUCUCUGGAGAAGAGGCACCUGGAGGCCCUGGAGGAUCUGACUCUGAAACACAGCGAGGAGAGAGAGAGGCUGACUGGCCGGCUGCAGAGCCUUGAGCAGGAGAUCCUGGAGGAGAGGAAGAAACUGGAAGGCAACUUCAACCAGAAGAUUAGAGAGGCGGAGGCCAGGUUCUCAGGAGACCAGGAGGCAAUUUCAGAGAGAUUCCGGCAGGACAUAUCCCAGCUGGAGGAACGAUAUCAACAGGAGCUCAAGGAUCUUUCGGAGCGACAUUCCGAGGAGAAGGCUCAGUGGGAAUUCGAGAAGGAGGAGCUCCUCCAUGAAGGCGAGGGAGAGCGGGAACGUCUGCGGGAGACCCUGGAGCGAGAGAAGGAAGUGGCAUCCCAGGAGCUCAUCCUAGAAAGAGACCUCCUGGAGAAGAGCCACAAAGAAGAGUUCAAUAACUUAAUCACUAAAAACCAUCAGCUGCAGAAGGACCUGGAGGAUAUCGGAGCUGUGGCUCGGGGCAAAGAGAUGGAGCUCUGUGAGCUGCAGAAUGAGCUUCAGGAACGGCUGGAGGCCAAGGCUGAGCUUCUGGCCCAAGCUGAGGACAAAGCCCAAAAGCUGGACCUCCUGCUUCAGCAGGCAGUGGAAGACUUUGAGCAGGAAAGGUCCGAGCUGCAGUCUCAGCUCUGCAGCUUGGAGAAGAAGACCAUGGAGGCGUGGUCCCUGGUAGAGGAAGGAACGCAGGAGAAGCAGGAGCUGGCAGCAGAGAUCCGCAAGCUGGAGACCAGAAUACAGGAGCUGGAGCUGGAAGCCUUGACCUUGUCAGAGGGCUGCGAAGAGGCCAAGAAGCAAAAUGUGGAAAUGUUUGCCAAGGUCUCGCAUCUGACUGAAAGGAUAAAGGAGCUGGAAGCUGAAGCAGAGGCGCUUGCUGGCCUGCAAAUGGAAUCCGAGCAAAUCGAAAGGGAGGAAAUCAGCUCGACCUUCAGGAUUCCUGAAGUGGAAGAACAUGUUCCCGGAGAAAUCAAGGUCAUCGAAGGAGAUGGUGAGAUGCCUGAGGUUGCUCCUCUUCAGAAGAAGAUCAAGCAGUUGGAAAAGGAGAGUAAAAUCAUUCCUCAGCUGCAGGGAGAACGCGAUCAUGCCAUGAAGGUGCGUGACGACUGCUGCACUGAGAUACUGGAGCUGAGUGAGAAACUUCAGGACCAAGGCAACCUCCGAGUUGAGUUGCAAACCAGGUUAGAGGCUGCUGAAGCAGAGAACCUGAAGCUCCAGGAGAGAAUAACUGAACUUGAAGAAGCAGUCAAUACCAGAAAGACAUCUGUUGGGGAGCAAGCUGAGAGAGACAGUGAGGAGCUCCACUUGGACAUCUCCAGGGUGAUCGAACGCACCAAAGAGAUGGAAGACAAAACCCUGCAAGUGAUGGAGCUCCAGAGCAUGUACGAGGAGUGCUCUCUUGAUAAGAGCAGGCUGAGGGAGGAAAAGCUGAAGCUGGAGGAGAGAGUCCAAGUUCUGGAGGAGGAGAGGGAGCAAAGAUUAGGGGACCUGGAAGAGGAGUGUGCCAGGUCUAAAACAGAAAUGAGCAGACUGGCAGAGGAGAACUCUUUUCUCCGCAUUCAGAUCGGAGAGCUGAAGAAGCAAGAGGAACUGCUCAGAAACCAGCUCCAGGAGACUGAGAGCAGCAGGAAGAAGGAGGCAGCCGAGGUGAAGGCCAGGAAGGAGGAGAAGCUGCAGGAUCUCAACAUCCAGCUGGAGGCCAAGAUCCAGGCCGUGUCCGAGCUGGAGGACAGCUGCGCGGAGUCUGAGCGCAAGAACGCAGAGCUGAAGAACGCUGUCUCAGACCUGCAGAAGAAAUGCCACAAAUUCCAGGAAAAAAGCCAAGCCCACAGAAGCGAGGCUAGGAGGCUGGUCGAGGAGAAUCUCUCUCUGAAACGGGAGAUCUCUACACUGAAGGAGGACGGAGGCUUCUCACAGCUGAAACUGAAGGACCUCGGAGACACUCAGGAGGAAGUGCUGCGCAAGGUGGAGCAGUUUAAGAAGGAGAAGAUGGCGGCUCUGAAGGCUGCAGAGAAUUUAAAGAAACAGGUGCUGGAGCUGCGGUCCCGUGGUCAGCAGCUGGAGAGCGAGAACGCAGAGCUGGCUCAGAAGAGCGGUCGGAACGCCGAGGACCUCGUGGAGCUGAACCGGAGAAUGUGUGAGGUGCUGCGGCACCACGAGAUCCGCGAGAACGGCCGCCGCCACCACCGGGGGGAGCUAGAGAGGGAGAGAGCUGCGCUGAGCACUGAGCUCAGCCAGGAGAGGAGCAAGAUGGCGGCGUGCAUGUCCACUCUGGAGUCUGAGCUCUCAAGGGUUGAGGAGAAGAGCCGUGUGCUUGAGCAGGAGAAGGCACUGCUGAGCCAGGAGCUGUCUGCUAUGAAAGAGAAGCUGUCGGGCUCCGGUGACCUGAAGAAGGAACUGCUCGGCGUGGUUUGCAAGAACGAGAAGCUCCAGAAAGAGAAGGAGACGCUGAGCGAGGAGCUGAACCGCUGCGUGGACAAGGUUGCGAAGAUCGGAGUGCUUGAGAACCAGCUUGCUCAGCUCAGACAGGAUCGGCAGGCAGUGGAGCAGCACGCUCAGACACUGAGGAGCCAGCUCAGUGCCUCCCUGGACAAGGUCCACAGUCUGGAAGAAGCAGUACAGAGUGUCAACCUCCAGAUGGCUCGACUGAAAUCAGACCUGCGGGUCACCCAGCAGGAAAAGGAGGCCCUCAAGCAGGAAGUGAUGUCGCUGCACAAGCAGCUGCAGAACGUCAACGACAAGAACCAGGUUCUGGACCUGGCGGUGCACUCGACGGGCUACCAGAACCAGCAAAAGAAGCUUUACUGGGACGAACUGGCCAGACUGGUGGAGCAGGAGCAGCAGCUGCUGAGGCAGGAGAACGAACGGCUGCAGAAAGAGGUGCAGAACACCAAGGGGGACCUGAACCACUGUCGAGAGAAGAUCCGGCAGCUGGAGGCGAUGAUCCUGACUCUGAAGCAGCAGAAGCAGCAGGGCCAGUCCAGCCUGGUGAAGGCGGUGGAGCAGGAGAAGAGCAGCCUGAAGAGGGAGCUGGAGCAGCUGCACAGGGAGCUCCUGGCAGCCAACUGCAGGGUGAGCGAGCUGAGCGACUGCGAGCGAGAUCUGGAGAGCCUGAAGGUGGAGAACGAGGCGCUGCGGAGCCGACAGGCCAGACUGGAGAGCCAGACUCUGUGUGAGCAGCUCGGAGGGCUGGUGCCGAGGGAGCAGCUGGUCCAGGCCCAGCACAGGCUGCUGCAGGGGGAGCGUCGCGGGCAGCACCGUCCCGAGGACCUGGGGGGCCGGGUGCCAGACAUCAACAUGCAGCAGGGCGCGUUACCGGAGCAGCGUUCCGCGCAUACAGACACCUACAGGAGGAUCGGCAGGUUGUGAAGGCAGUUAAACACCGGUCCCCUCUCCCCUCCUGCCCCUCUUUUUUAUGAACUGUUCAAACUGGAAUAAGCUAACAAUACUCAAGACACUCUUCCCAGACUGCACUUCGGGAACCAAAAACUAAAACCAUCACAGCGUGCAAUGCAGCAGGGAACUCCCAGUCUCCAUCUCCAGCCAGUGAGGCUUAGCAGUUAGCGAUGAGGACUGGGAACCAGGGGAUCAGCGUUCCAGUCGCAACACAAAAUAUAAGUGCACAUAAAAACACAUUUUAUAAGGCCAAAAAAAAUGUAGGGAUGCAAAAAAAAAAAAAAAAAGGUUUAUGACCAGCACAGUACUGCAACCUCAUGUACUGCUGUUAAACUAAUUAUGAAUGCUUUUCUGUUUUAAUGUGUAUUUAAUUAAAUUCAUUUGAAUGUUACACUUGCCAAUUAACAAACAAUGAUCACUUUUGUUGUUUAUAUAUAUAUAUUGUAGCCUACUGGCUUCAUUGUUGUUUCCUAGCAAUUUGCAUCCAAAUGCUCUCUUUGAUAAAAUUCUUACUGACCUGGAUACUGUCAUUUUAAAUGAUUUAAAGGGAAUACAUUCAGUUAUCUUGACCCCUGUACUGUAACAAAGGGCCAGCAGAUGGCACUGUUUAGUGCAAGCCUCUUCAGUCGCUGGGGCUUUGAGAUGGAGACUGCUGCACUGCACACUGUAAUAAUAAUUGGGGACAACAAGGUAUCCUUGAAUGGAAACGGAAGCAAUAAUCUUCAAUGCACUCCUGUUUGUGUUUUAUAUAAAUGUUAUUAAUGUCAGGGUGGAAGUGCACCCUGUUUGAAAUGUAUGUUAUUUUUGUUUUAAUCGUUGUCGUCCAUCAGCAGCACUGUGUAUAUUGGUAGAGGCUUGUCCAAAGAUCUGCUCACCUCACACUGUAGAGUUGUGAACCGACGGUACUGUACAGUUUAUUGACAGUCGUAUCAAGGGUAAUUCAAUACAGCCUUGUUUUUUUUUUUUUAAGCUUGCUUAUGAAGAAGCUCCUCUUGCAAUUUGUAUCUACAGCGCUCCCUCGAUAUUCCACUAUUCCAUUAUUCACUCAUUUGAUUAUUUCACAUUGAAACCACAGUGCUUGUUCCAAACCGAGGUAGUCGGCUGUGGCAGUAAAGCAGGUUAAUCUGAUAUAGCGUAGAAACUGCCCGUCUCAAAUCCGUGUAUCCUCCUCGCAGAAGGAUUUCACAAGCACUGAAAUUCACUGUGGUUUUAUAAUACAUUAUAAUUCACUGAAUCAUUGAUGACAGCAA
Molecule: messenger RNA, 7746 nt
Organism: Acipenser ruthenus (sterlet)
Lineage: Eukaryota; Metazoa; Chordata; Actinopteri; Acipenseriformes; Acipenseridae
Product: ninein-like
Exons: 29
Coding region: 689-6469 (1926 amino acids)
Biological process (GO): centrosome localization; centrosome-templated microtubule nucleation; microtubule anchoring at centrosome
Cellular component (GO): ciliary transition fiber; mitotic spindle pole; pericentriolar material
Molecular function (GO): calcium ion binding
Source: RefSeq, a predicted model, not a curated record